AUGGCAGAAGGUGAGGAAGCGCCUUCAGUUCCCGGUUCGUCUCGAGAGCGAUCAGCCAGAAUUCGAAAGGUGGACUCGAGUAUCUCAGAUGAGGAUGCAGCCGACGCCGCGGUCCUUCGCCUCGGCCAGAGCAAGUCCGUCCUGGUUGAGCCCUCCUACAUGUAUCCCAGCAAGGCCGAGACGGACCGCAGCCAGCGGCGGCACCACCAGAGCGUCACGCAGCAGAUGCGCCUAGAGCAAAACCGUGUUCGGCAACGCAAACCGCUGCCCGAUUGGCGUGUCAUCCUCCAGCAGCUAACGGCAUGGACCCCCGAGCGGUCCGACGAUUGGCAAGCCGACGCCGUCAAGAUCAUCCUGCCCAAGGAGACUGCAAGCGAGAUGCUGUCCGGUGUCGAUAAUAACAUAUGGGCAAUCAGGCGUCGGACAGGUUGUGCAAUGAAGCUCUUCCAGAACGAUGGGGAGGAUGGCUCGUCUUCAGUCGUUCUCUCCGGCUCUGAAGUGUCGCUGAACAAGGCUGCGGAGGAGAUUCUGCGUGUGGCUAAGAAGGCUACUAUAAUACGACUACCUCAAACACCAGAGAAAGCCGACCAGGAUAUGGACGAGAAGGACGGACCUACAAGCCACGUCGCAUCGAAGAGCAAGGCUGUUAUCAAUGCUCCCUGGCGGGAAAAUGGGCAUCUUACACGCCCAUAUACCCUGAAAGGAAGUGUGAAUGACAUUGCAAAACCCUCAGAAUGGACGAAGGAGUCGUUCGAGAUGUAUGUUUCAGCAUUAGUGAACGCCCGUGUUCCAAAUCAUCUACUAUCGAAAGCCUACCCCUACGGUGGGUCACACGACAAGACCGUUAUUUCCCUCCUGCACACCGUCUUCAAUGACGAUGCUACACGCUCUGCCCUCUCCACCUCCGCUUUCAAGCUGGCCCUCGCAUUCAUGUGCCGCAAGGGCCACCCCUACCGGCCCGACGCGCGCGCCCUCUUCGUCCGGAUGGAGCAGUUCGGCUUGCGCAUGGACACGGAGGUCUUCAAUAUCCUGCUCCAGUCCACAGUGAAGGUCAAGGACCUGCGAAACUUUGACACGACGAUGCGCCUGAUGGUCGGCCGGGGCCACGCGCCUGAUCUCGCCACGUGGGUCCUCUUCCUGCGCAUCAUUCACAGCGAGGACGUCAAGCGCUACAUUCUGCACGCCAUGGCCACCAAGGGUCUGCUGCGCACGCAGUCCGCCCUCCGGCGCGUGGCCAAGGAGCUCGCGCCGCACGACGCCGACCGGGCCGUCGCCCAGGGGAAGGGCCUGCAGGCCUUCAUGGCCGACCAGGAGGCGCGCUACGGCGCCGGCUGGCUCACGCGCGACGCAGGCAACCGCAUCAUGGACGUGCUGGGCCGCUUCGGGCGCUUCGACGACUGCCUCGCCCUGCUGGACAUCAUGGCGACGGCCGGGCCGGCAGCGCGCCCCGACAUCGUGACCCUUAACACGAUCCUCACGCACGCCAAGGUCCGCGGCAGCAUGCGCGUGGCCGCCGACGCGCUGCGCAAGGUGGAGCAGCUGCAGACUCUCACGGCGCGGUCACGCGUGCUCCCAGAUGCGAUCACGUACCACCUACUUUUCGAGAUGGCGUGGAAACGGCGGUUGCCGCACGCCAUCGGCGUCGUGUGGCGGUACGCAGCCCUCGCGCGCCUAACGAGCUACCGCAUGCGCCGGCGCGCGUCCCAGCUGCUUGCGGGCGAGCUCUCACCAUCUACGAUGAAGAAGCUCGGCCCGCUAGCAGGCGAAGACGCCGCAAUAGGUGGUGCUCUUGUCGAUAGCAAGACGCUGGAAGCGCUCGUCGCGAGCAGCGACGACCGCGACAAGGCCCUACAGAAUAUGGGCGCUGCGGUCAGCGAGUGGUACCAAGAACAGUAUCGUCACUGGGAACCAGACGUAAAUCUGGGGACCAUGCUCGGUGUUGCCAUGGAGCGGGACUUCGAGGCUCUAGAGGGCGGCCGGGAUGGGAAGAACAAGGCGGAGGGUUCGGAACUGGUGCAACAAAAGCCAUUGACACUACAAUUGAGACCAAGAGUGGAAAGGGAUGCGCUCCCUGCGCCUUCUCGCCAGCAAAAUGUAGGUGGAGAAGGUCAUACCCUCAAGAUACAGAGGACACCAACGGGGAGCAGACGCCCCCUUAUAUAG
Molecule: messenger RNA, 2163 nt
Organism: Phaeoacremonium minimum UCRPA7
Lineage: Eukaryota; Fungi; Ascomycota; Sordariomycetes; Togniniales; Togniniaceae
Product: putative pentatricopeptide repeat domain-containing protein
Exons: 1
Coding region: 1-2163 (720 amino acids)
Molecular function (GO): protein binding
Source: RefSeq, a predicted model, not a curated record